Messenger RNA from Echinops telfairi (small Madagascar hedgehog), 948 nucleotides. RefSeq names its product olfactory receptor 6N1-like. Gene Ontology annotation, molecular function: olfactory receptor activity; G protein-coupled receptor activity. The record is from RefSeq and is a predicted model, not a curated record. The coding region runs from base 1 to 948 and encodes 315 amino acids. Gene Ontology annotation, biological process: G protein-coupled receptor signaling pathway. NCBI's taxonomy places the organism in Eukaryota, Metazoa, Chordata, Mammalia, Afrosoricida, Tenrecidae. Gene Ontology annotation, cellular component: membrane. The transcript has a single exon.
AUGAUGGAUCCUGACAACUGCACUUGGAACCAAAGUUUUAUCCUUGCUGGUCUCACUGCAACUAGAAUGAUACGAUCUCUUGCCUUUGUGGGGACCCUAUGCAUUUAUCUCCUCACCUUGACAGGGAACCUGUUAAUCAUUGUCCUGGUUAAAGCAGAUUCUGGACUGUCCACACCCAUGUACUUCUUCAUCAGUGUCCUCUCCUUCUUGGAGCUCUGGUAUGUCAGUACCACGGUACCCACACUGCUGCAUACCCUGCUCCAUGGGCGGUUCCCCAUCUUAUCUGUUGUGUGCUUCAUCCAGCUGUAUGUCUUCCAUUCCUUGGGCAUGACUGAGUGCUACCUGCUAGGGGUGAUGGCCUUGGACCGCUACCUUGCCAUUUGCCGCCCACUCCAUUACCAUGCACUGAUGAGCAGACAGGUCCAGUUAUGGCUAGCAGGGGCCUCGUGGGUGGCUGGAUUCUCAGCAGCACUUAUACCAGCCAGCCUCACAGCCACUCUUCCCUUCUGCUGGAAAGAGGUGGCCCAUUACUUUUGUGAUCUGGCACCUCUAAUGCGGUUGGCAUGUGUGGACACAAGCUGGCAUGCUCGAGUCCAUGGGACCGUGAUUGGUGUGGCCACUGGUUCCAAUUUUGUGCUCAUUCUGGGGCUCUAUGGGGGAAUCCUGAGAGCUGUGCUGAGGUUGCCUUCAGCUGCCAGCCGUGCCAAGGCUUUCUCAACCUGUUCUUCCCACAUGACUGUGGUAGCACUGUUCUACGGUUCUGCAUUCACAGUGUAUGUGGGUUCACCUGGGAGCAGACCUGAAGGCACAGAGAAGCUUAUUGCCUUAGUAUAUGCCCUUCUUACCCCCUUCCUCAAUCCCAUCAUCUAUACGCUGCGAAACAAGGAGGUGAAGGAGGCUGUGAAGAGAGUUGCUGAUAGAAUCAGGACUACUUGGAAGGGACUCUGA